This is a messenger RNA of Prorocentrum cordatum, 1371 nucleotides long. The record is from the annotation of a GenBank genome assembly. Lineage: Eukaryota; Dinophyceae; Prorocentrales; Prorocentraceae.
AGUCAUUUUGGCUCAAGUCGUUUGUGCUUGCAGUGCUGUGCGUACGUCUCCGUUCCAAGGCGUCUUGCACUCCACGUCCCAUUUGCUACUCUCGUCCAUGCGGCCCCAUGAUUGGUGACUGCCGCACCAGAGGUGUGGCACGCCCUGCGCUUCUUUUAGCCAGGGCCGCUCUCACUCUCAUCCCUUUCUUGGUGGCUCAGCCUGGGCUUCCGUUAUUCGCAGUGCCGGCAACAUCUUCCAGCGGGGUGGCCGUUUCCGUUCGCACAGCAGGAGCGACCGGGCUGUUAGAAAUGGCGAGCGCGAGGGCUCUCCACGGAAAUCGUGGCAGGCGCCCCUGCAUGCGCGCGAUCGGGGUUUUCUUCUGCACCCGGACUGGCAACACGCAGGAGGUGGCCGAGCUGGUCGGUGAGAUGAUAGGCGUCGUGCCGGUCGAGUUGGGCGAUACGGCCGUCCUUGGGGACCUGAACACGUACGACGGUUUGAUCGUUGGGGCGCCGACGUGGAACACGGGGGCUCACGAGAAGCGGUCUGGUACCAGCCUGGAUGGCCACUUGGCUGAGAUUCGUGAUCUGCAGAUGGGUGGGAAGAUGGUGGCAGUGUUCGGCUGCGGAGACUCAUUCGAGUGGAGUUCCAAUUUCUGUGAUGCUAUCGAGGAGAUCCAUUCAGCAUUCAGCGCGGCGGGUGCCAAGAUGAUUGGAUAUGUGGACGCCUCAUCAUACCAGCACGCCGAGUCCAAGAGCGAGGUAGACGGCAAGUUCUUGGGGCUUCCGUUGGACCAGGAGAAUCAGAUCGAUUUGACCGAGGGUCGCGUGGAGGCUUGGAUCCGCCAGUUGAAGCAGGAGGGCAUGCCGCUAUGAUUCAAGGAGGCACGGGGAUCGUACAAACAAGUAUGUCUAUUCUGGAGGGUCGCCGAUGGCUCCACUGGCAGGUGUUGCACCAUUUCCUCAGUGAUCGAUGUCGACACCCGACCGCUUGUUCUGCUGCAUGAGCGCCUAAUUACGAGCGCACGCACAAAGAUACUUGCCAGAUUUGUCGUGCGCUGCAGCUGGCAGAAGCCUGCCUUUGCUGGCCGAGUCGUUCGAGAUUCCAGCACGCCUCCUCGCGAGGCCGAGGCCGUGUCGGCCCGGGCCCUUGGUGCAGCUGGGGUGCUCGUGCUGCGCGGGCGUCUGCUGCUUCGUCGCUUGAGGGCUUCUAGUGUGAGGUUUGGUGCUGAGCCUUUCUCAGGCCGUUUGAAGAGCUGGGCGAUGUGUCUCUCGUCAUUUGGCGGUGAGUCACUGCAGACGUAAGCUUCAGCGUGAACGCAUCUGUUUGCAAGUCAUCAGAACAGUGUGUCCACCAAGCACUGGGAUGUUCCCAGCUCUGUUCGGGAAA